AUGCGUACUCAAACAAUUCUCCCACCACCCCCGCCACCCCCUCCAUCCACCUUUGAUCAGCUUAAUACAGAUUUGCGUCGUAAGCUGGAGGUAAUUGAAACACUUGAGCCCAAGGUUCCAUUGCUUUUGCAGGCAAUGUCAAACCGCUCUAUCACCCUGGAGCAGGACCUUGACUGGGCCUGUGAAAGGCUAUCCAAAAAAAAUCAGCAGGAUUUGAAAAAGCAUAAACUUAAGGCUGUUUUCUACCGGGUCAUGAAUCAUUUUACUCUUUUAUUGGAUAGUCCCAACAACCAAAACGAAAAUACUUACAGUAUGGUGGUUCCCGAGCUGCAACCAAAGGCAGAAGAUGGCACAGAUAAUGUAUACUUUCUGAUUGGGCUUGCAUUGCCUGUGCUGGAUGGGGCAAGGCGCUCUGCCCGUGCAAUAGCCGGGUACACUCCACUAUAUGCGGCUCGCAGCCAUCCAGACUUGUGGCAAAUGUCUACGAAGCUAGUUGGGGCGUGGGUUGGAACCCCAUACAUGGGGCAAAUAGAAUUUUAUGGGUGUCGAAUUCCUUGCAUCAUGUUCUUGUCUGUGGACCAACCAAACGUCCACUAUGCAGUACAAACCCCCGACCGCUAUUAUAAGCCUUACUGGGAGGUCACCUUGGCCAGUUGGAGGGUGGAUGCGGAACUUGAAGAUGAUGUGGUGCCCCCCAAGAUGGGCAAUGCGAGUUCUUUGCCUGGAGCAGGGUCUUCCCCCGACCAUCCCAAGGACCCUGCCCGGCUGGCCAUGCUUGGAGGUUGUCGAACGGCUCGGAAGAAGGCGGAUAGGCGAGCCCCGCGGACGCAGCAAGAAUGGGAGAUGAUCCCAGCUUCGGAAUCAAAUUAUGGUGAUGAUGAGGCUGGUGAAUCCGAUGCCGGCUCUAUCAACGACGAUGUUGAGCGGGGCCUUCCCACUUCCAGUUUUUGGGAUCCUGUGACCAAGAAGAGCAAGACGCCUCGGGGGAACGAGCCGCACCCAUAUCCCAACCAGAUCGCCCUAGAACUCCAAAGGAAUUGGGAGUACGAUGCUCGCACUAGUGGGCAAGGCAACGCACCGGGCGAAGCUCCCAGUAGCAGCAGCAGCAGCAGCAGCAGUAGUAGUAGUAGUAGCAGCAGCAGCAGCAGCAGCAGCAGCAGCAGCGAAGACCCUGGACACGGGAGUGAGCCCAAACUUAGCCCUGAACGUGGGCGUGGUCGCAGGAGUGGUCGUGGGAGUGGGCGUGCGCAUGGGCGUGGGGGUGGGAGUAGGCGUGGGCAGGGGCGGGGGAGCCAGCGUAAGGGUGGGGUCGAGGCCCGGCAGGGGGUGCAGGGUAGGACACAAGGCCCGGCCGGAAAUGAGGUGGGUCAUGAGGAUCAGGACGAGGCUGGGGGCACAGGUGGACCCACGCCGACCGCCAUAGAUGAGCCGCAGACAUUGGCUGGGGCAGCUGAGCAGAAUCCUUCCGAUACUAUGGAGGUGGAUCCCCCAUUGGCUACGCUCGUUGCAGGUGCCGAAGAGACUGCUGUGGGCGCAUCCAGUCACGAGCUCCCUACUGCCUCAGCUCCGGCGGACAAACCUGCUUUGAGGCAGGUGACGGGCAAGGGUCCCCCGAGGACGUUUGCGCCCCCUCUCCCGGCCGGUCCUUCUGCUCGCGGGCGAUAUACAAGGGCCGGUCUCACUGUUCCCCGUAAGCUGACUGAGGCUCGUAUUCGAGACUUGGCACGCGGAUAUACCGUCGAGCCCCAGUAG
Rhizoctonia solani is the source of this 1752-nucleotide messenger RNA. RefSeq lists its product as uncharacterized. NCBI's taxonomy places the organism in Eukaryota, Fungi, Basidiomycota, Agaricomycetes, Cantharellales, Ceratobasidiaceae. The transcript is spliced from 4 exons. The record is from RefSeq and is a predicted model, not a curated record. Bases 1 to 1752 code for a protein of 583 amino acids.